AUGAGUAAACACCUUGUUAGUGGCGUAACGUGCUCCGUUUUACUGUUGCUGGCCCACUGCUUUCUGGUGAUAAACGCCGAUUUUUCCUACGAUGACCCCGAUCGCUGGGCGGAAACGGAUCCGGAAUGCGCCGGCUCACGCCAGAGUCCGAUCGACAUCGUCCGGGCGGCGACGGUCGCGGCUCCCGAGCAGGACUACCCGUUGAAGCUGCAAGGAUUCUUUCGCCAGCCCGUCACGAUCACGGUGGAGAACAAUGGCCACACGGCCCAGUACACGUUCGGGUGGAGCAAGGACAGCAACCGGCCGACGAUUCGUGGGGGCCCGCUGGGCAGCUCGAUCUACGCGUUCGAGCAGCUCCACUUCCACUGGGGUGCCGAGGACGACCGCGGGUCGGAGCACACGUUCGACGGGCAGGCCCUGCCGCUCGAGGGACACUUUGUGUUCUUCAACCGGGACUACGGCACGUUCGAGAAGGCCGUCGAGCAGCCGGAUGGUCUGUCGGUGAUGGGCGUACUGUUCGAGCUGCGCCCGAACCUCGCCGAAGCCAAGUGGGCACGGCCCCUCGGCAAGGUACGGCAGGCCGGCUCGAGCGCCACGCUCACCGGCAAGGAUGUGUUCAGUCUGAACGAUGUGGCCGGCAGCGACUGGGACCGGUACUACGCGUACCCGGGCAGCCUCACGACGCCUCCCUGUGCCGAGAGUGUGACCUGGAUCGUGCGCAGCGAACCGUUCCCGGUGGCCCCGAAGGACCUGCGGGCUUUGCGGAACUUGCUCGACUCGAACGGCGCGCCGCUGGUUGACAACUUUCGGCCGGUGCAACCACUCAACGACCGCACCGUCACGCGCUACGGCUUCUAA
This is a messenger RNA of Anopheles bellator, 858 nucleotides long. RefSeq names its product carbonic anhydrase-like. The record is from RefSeq and is a predicted model, not a curated record. Gene Ontology annotation, molecular function: zinc ion binding; carbonate dehydratase activity. Lineage: Eukaryota; Metazoa; Arthropoda; Insecta; Diptera; Culicidae. The transcript is spliced from 2 exons. The coding region runs from base 1 to 858 and encodes 285 amino acids.